Triticum aestivum (bread wheat) is the source of this 3279-nucleotide messenger RNA. Its product is annotated as nucleolin 2-like. The record is from RefSeq and is a predicted model, not a curated record. NCBI's taxonomy places the organism in Eukaryota, Viridiplantae, Streptophyta, Magnoliopsida, Poales, Poaceae. Bases 2265 to 3044 code for a protein of 259 amino acids. The transcript has 13 exons.
GGCGCCGGCUGCAGCAACCGCCUCUGCCCCGGCUAUAAAGGCGCGCCCUUUGGCCGGCCAGCUCCUCCUCUCUUCGUCCGGGCCAUUCCCCCUCUCUUCGUCCGCGCCAUGCCUCUCGCCUCGAUUCGUCGUCGACUGGUGCCUCGCCUCCUCUCGCGCCUGGUUCUAUCUCGCUCAUCCUCGCUCGAUUCGUCCGUUCGGAUUAGAAGAACCAGAUUUGGUUUUGCUCAUCUGCGGGGUUCUUGAUUUAUUUGGUUCUGCUCAUCCUUGCUGUCAUUCGUUCAGAAAUCGCGUCUGGUUCUUUCGAUUCUGCUCGUCCUCGCCGUCGUUCUUUCAGAAAUCGCGUAUGGUUCUUUCGAUUCUGCUCGGCCUCCCUCUCGUUCGUUUAGAAAUCGCGUCCGGUUCAUUCAAUUCUGCUCGUCCUCGUUGUAGUUCGUUUAGAUUAGAAAUCGCGUCUGGUUCAUUCGAUUCUGCUUGUCCUCGCCGUCGUCAGCUUAGAUAUAAUCUCCUCUGAUUCUGCUAGCUCGUUCUCGCCGUAGUCCGUUUGCAAUCGCGUCUGAUUUGAUUCUGCUCGAUCCCCUGUGUUGCUGCUGGGUUCGUUACACCGAUGCUCUCGCGUGUUCUUCGUGCCGUCUCGUCGGGGUAUCCAUGGAGGAAGCGAGCGAGCGUUCGGUCGGUUUGGGUCGUCUGGUUUGCGAACUAGCAAGUUUGUUUGAGAAACUUCUGCGUGCGCUUCUGUUAUCUGAGAGGCACUCACGUUCCUGCAUUUCUUGUUCGCGUCGGGUCGCGUCUGCUUUUGAAAUUGGAUUAUGGUUUAUCACGCUCGUUCAGAUCGGUUCCUCUGUUCCAUCACAUGCGCUGUUCAUCGGUUACUUUCUUUCAUAUCUCAAACGCAUGCGCCCUUUGAUACUAGUUGAUGGAUGUUCAGAUCUCAAACGUUGCGUUGUCCAGAUCGGUUAUUCUGAUUGAAAUUGGAUUGUUGACCCUAUGUCGAUUCUUAUUCUACUUGUUGGAUGUCCAGGGUGUUACUGCUUAUGUUCUUUUCAAUUGCUUAAUUCUUGUCUUGCUUUGCUUAUGUUCCCAUAUAUUGUUAUGUGUAUUCAGGGGUGCUUAGGCAGAAAGUUUUACUAGAGUGCAAAACCAUAUAAUUCCUCAUGUUGCUGCUACUUCACAGUGCUUGAAUUUCUUUAUAGCUUUAUCUGAAUCACCCUCACAGCUCUAGAGAAAUCAGUUUACUCAUUCAAGUUCUCGAAUUUCUUUAUAGCUUUCUCUGUUGUGCCCCUAUCUAUGUCUGUUUCUUGUGUGCAAGUGCUCCAUUCUGUGUGUCUGACUGUGUGGCUUGAUGGUGAAUAUGUCUGGCUUGACUAUGUGUGUGUGUGUGUGUGUGUGUGGCUUGACUGUGUGUGUGUGACUCGGUGUGGCUUGACUGUGUGUGUGACUCUGUGAAUAUUGCAUUUGCUUGAUGGUGUGGCUUGUAUGCUUUGUUGAAUGAUUGGUUGUAUAACUUGUGUUUUACACUGUUGGGGCAUGAUUGAUUGCUGUUUGUUGAAUGUGAACUCAUAUCUUGACGAAUAAUCAUGUAUGCUAACUUCGUAUUGGUAGUUCCUGAUCAUAGGUAACACACCUAUUACUGCUAGCUUGUUUAGUGUUGACUAACUAUUCUUUUUUUGAUUUUUUUGUGAUUAUGUCUUCACAUUGCACUGCUCGAUCCAUAUCGACAUGCGCACGCUAUCUGAUGAGGAUAAAGAUGUAAGGAACUCCUCCCAAGAAUCUCCCUUACUCCUUGUAUUAACUUGGCGACUAGACUUUACAUGUUAAAAAAAUAUUAUUUUCGUGAAACUGGAGCUCCUUCCUGUAACCCAUUAUACGACUUUAUGAGCAUGAACCACUUUCAGGUUAUGAAAAAAUGAGGUGCUCCAAACAAGAUUGACUUCCUCUCUCUCUUUCUUAUACAAUGCAUGCAGAAGAUUGCAGCAAGCACAUGAGUUCCUCUCAAAGUUAGGUGAUCUUAGUCAAACUCUGUUUUUUGCCAAAAUUGAGAAUGUGGAGGGCUUGAACCAUUUUGACGAGAUCCUAGAAGAAGCAGAUGGUAUAAUUCUUUCAAGAGGAAACCUUGGAAUUGAUCUGCCACCUGAAAAGGUGUUCUUAUUAUUUCAGAAGUCUGCUCUGCACAAGUGCAACAUGGCUAGAAAGCAUGCUGUUGUUACUCGUGUUGUGGACAGUAUGACGGACAAACCUAAGGCCUACUUGUGCGGAGGCAACUGAUGUGGCAAACGCGGUGCUGGACGGAUAUGCUUCCCGCUAAAGCACCAGCAGCAGCCAAGAAGAUUGAAGAAUCCAAUGAAAGUUCUGAUUCUGAAAGCUCUGACUCUGAGAAGCCAGCUACUGAAGUGAAGAAUUAUGCGGUUGCUACUGCACAAAAGAAAAACCAGGAAUUGGACGGCUCUGACAGUGAUUCUGACGAUUCAUCAGAUGGGGAUAUGGCCACUAAAAAACCAGUAGCCAAGAAAGUGGUAGAAUCCAGUGAAAGUUCUGAUUCUGACUCUGAGGAGGAUACCACUGCUAAACCAGUUCAAUCUUCCAAGGUUGUUGUUGUUAAAAAGAAUAAAGAAUCUAGUGAUAGCUCAUAUUCUGACUCAGAUUCAGAUACUGAAGAAGAUACCACUGCUCAAACAAUUUCUGUAAAGAAAGAAAAAUCUAGUGGUAGCUCAGAUAAUGACUCGGAUUCAGAUUCGGAUGAACCAGCAAAAUCUACUAUUCCUGCUAAGAGGCCUCUGACAACAGAGAAAAAGAGUGAACAUUCCAAGGAUGAUUCUGAUGAUAGUUCUGAUGAGAGUGAUGAAGAGUCUGCACUAAAGAAGCCUAAGGAUCCAUCUUCUAGUGGUGCCAUGCCAGUCUCUAAGGUUGCCAAGAAAGAAAGCAGUGGUGAUGAUGACAGUUCUAAAGAGAGCUCCAGCAGUGAUGAUGAAAAUGAUCAAUCAAUGUCAAUGGUGAAGUCCAAGCAGAACGAAGAACGAAGAUCUGAAUCAUCCUCACCCCUCUAGAGAAAUCGGUUUACUCAUUCAAGUUCUAGAAAUUCUUUAUAGCUUUCUGAGUUUACUUUGGUCUUGCAUGUGUUAGCUUUCUGUUUGUGCCCCUUUCUAUGUCUGUUUCUUGUGUGCAAGCGCUCCAUUCUAUGUGUGUGACUCUGUGACUUUUUUUGUGUGUGUUGCUUGACUCUCUGUGUGUGUGCUUGACGGUGUGUGAAUAUGUGUGUGGCUUGACUGUGCGUGUGUGACU